Molecule: messenger RNA, 1979 nt
Organism: Drosophila grimshawi
Lineage: Eukaryota; Metazoa; Arthropoda; Insecta; Diptera; Drosophilidae
Product: zinc finger protein 578
Exons: 5
Coding region: 86-1909 (607 amino acids)
Biological process (GO): regulation of transcription by RNA polymerase II
Molecular function (GO): RNA polymerase II cis-regulatory region sequence-specific DNA binding; DNA-binding transcription factor activity
Source: RefSeq, a predicted model, not a curated record
CUGGACGCACAGCUGGACUUGUUUCAUUCGGUACGCCGUAUAUAAAAAUAAUUUCAAUUUUCUGGGCUUUAUUAAAGCGCUAAAAAUGGAAAUAUGCGCCAACUUAUUAACCAAUACCAACUAUACAGAAUUUCACUUGAAGUGCAUAUAUUGUUCGGUCGAAAGUGAUCUGAAAGACUGGGAACAGUUCGUGCUGCACACGCGAAAUGAGCAUCUUUUGGAUGAUGCAGAUGAAGGAAGUGCCCAAAGUGAAAAUGAAAUCUUAUAUGCCCGAGACGAGCAUUUUGAGGCUUACGGAGACACUAACAACAGUGUCAGUGACAUGAAAGAAGAGAACGACCAAUUCCCUGCCGACGAUCUGAGGAUUGAAGAGUCCAAUGAGUUCAUUAUGGACAAUUUUGUUUUACAAUCACCAAAUGGAACGUUAGUGCUUGCCUCGCCUAGUUAUAAUGGUAUGUAUACGAUAUCAGAGACCGUUGAACAAGACAUUUCUGGCGAUGAGAGUGAAAAUUGGGCGACAGGGCAGGCGACAACAAUUAGUAAGGAUCACUAUCCGUCAGAUGAUGCCGAAUACAAUGAUGACGAGCAAUGGGUCAGCUCCACUGACUCUGAUGACGAACAAGGUGUAAGUCAGCCCAAACGUAGUCGAAGUAAUUCAACAAUAAUGCGCAAGUUGCGAGUUUCUUUCACACGCCACAAUCCCCGUGUACUACACUUCAUCGAAGAAUUCAAGAAUCAGCCAUGCUUGUGGAACCCAAAUGAUUCAAAAUUCGGCGACAAGAAAUUCGAAACUGAAGCCUACAAUUCAAUAAUUGAAGGCAUGGGCGAAAGAGCCGAUGUGAUUUUCACAGAAAAGGAACUGAAGAAAUCCAUACAGCAAUUGCUUAGUCAAUUCAACUUAGCCAGCCAAAGGGAUGACUACAAACCGCUGACUGGAAUGCCUGCAAGUUACUUUCGUAAAUGUAAAUUCCUCUCGAUCGCACCUGCCCAUUCACAAAGUGACAGCGACGACGCCGAUGAGAGUGUCCAUUCGGACGUAAUACAGCUAAAUUUCAAAGAGAUCAAUAAAAUGACGACCACUUUUAUUGAGACCUUCGAAAACUUUCCGGUGCUCUAUGACAGCUCGGUAGCUGAGUUUAAAUCCCUCGAAGCACGCACUCAAGCGUACAUUAAGAUAGCCCAGAUGCUUGCACCGAAGAUGCGUGUCAACGAAACUGAAGUUCAUCUAGCCGUCAUGCGAUUGCGUAAAUGGGCCUAUAUGACACUUCGGCGCGUUAAAUCAAAGGAAUUGCGACGCGCCUGCUCCAAAUCAGAGCUGCACUAUAUUCAACAGUGCAGCUUCCUGCCGCCAAAAUCGGAAAGCUUCGUUAUCAAAUGUGAAUUAUGCGACAAGCGUUUCUUCAUCGACUACACUCUUCGCACGCAUAUGGUCAAGGUGCAUAAUGUGGGCGAACUGCCAUACUUGUGCUCCCAGUGCCCGCGUCGAUUUGGCAUACAUCACGACAUGGAGCGGCAUAACUUGCGGCAGCACUGCGAAAAGUUGCUCAAGUGUGGAUACUGUGAUAGCACAUUUUCACUGAAGAACGACCUCAAUUUGCACACGCGUAUCCACACAGGGGAGAAACCGUACGUGUGCGAGCUGUGCGGCAAAUCCUUUCGACUGAAACUGCUGCUGGACUACCACAUAAAUGGUUUUCACCUGAACCUGCGACCAUUUGCGUGUGAUCUCUGUCCCAACACUUAUCGAAGGAGGGUUCAGUUGAAAAACCACAUGAAAGCCCAUUUCAAUAUCAAGGAUAAGAAAUGCAACGAGUGUGGAGCAGCAUUCACCUGUCCGACCAGCCUUUCCCGGCACCGCAAGGCAUUUCAUAACACUCCCAAACCUAAAACCCAGACUUCAAUUCUAUAGCAUAGGCAUUAAUUGUAAUUAAAUAAAAGCAAUAUAAAUAAAUAAUUUUUUCGCGCCCACAAAUAGAUUU